This is a messenger RNA of Aspergillus melleus, 450 nucleotides long. RefSeq lists its product as uncharacterized. The record is from RefSeq and is a predicted model, not a curated record. The transcript is spliced from 4 exons. The coding region runs from base 1 to 450 and encodes 149 amino acids. Lineage: Eukaryota; Fungi; Ascomycota; Eurotiomycetes; Eurotiales; Aspergillaceae.
AUGCCCGGUGUUCCGCCUAAUGCGUUUCGGCAGCUGAAGCAGGGACUCAAGUCUCUGCUUCGGAGGAAGAAGAAGAACCCCCAGAACAAACCCACCGAUCAACCCGCGGAGAACGCUGCUGCGUCGCCAGCUGAAGCCAAGCCUGACGAGCCCGCUGCGGCUGCAGACCCCAAGACUGAAGCAACCGCUACGGAUAAGCCCGCUGAAAACGCAACCGCGGAGUCCUCCCAAACGAAGCCUGAGAACCCCGAAGCUGCUCCGGCACCGGCUCCCGAGGCCAAGCCCGAAGCUCCAGCCGCCGAGACGACGGCAGAAGCUUCAGCGCCGGAAACAAAGACGGAUGGUACUGCGGAGGCAAAGACCGAACCGGCCGCCCCAGCUGAGGCACCAGCUGCGGCACCAGCUGCGGCCGAAAAGCCCGCUGAGACGAAGCCUCAAGAGGCCAAAUAG